Molecule: messenger RNA, 543 nt
Organism: Oncorhynchus masou masou (cherry salmon)
Lineage: Eukaryota; Metazoa; Chordata; Actinopteri; Salmoniformes; Salmonidae
Product: gamma-crystallin S-1-like
Exons: 3
Coding region: 1-543 (180 amino acids)
Biological process (GO): lens development in camera-type eye; visual perception
Molecular function (GO): structural constituent of eye lens
Source: RefSeq, a predicted model, not a curated record
AUGGAGAAGAUUGUGUUUUAUGAGGACAGGAACUUCCAGGGGCGGUCCUACGACUGCAAAGGAGACUCCGCUGACCUGCAUGACUUUUUCGCUCGAUGCAACUCUUGUCGGGUGGAGGGCGGCUGGUGGGUCCUCUAUGAGCGCCCCAACUACAUGGGUUACCAGUACAUCAUAGGACCCGGGGAGUAUGCAGACUACCAGCACUGGAUGGGGUUCAACGACUGUAUCAGAUCCUGUCGGGUCAUCAAAAAAGUAAGUCAUACCACUGGCCCCUACAAGCUGAGGCUGUUCGAGAGGCCUAACUUCGAUGGUCAGUCCCUGGAGGUGACUGAGAACCUGCCCUCUGUCCAGGAACGUUUCCACAGCCGCGAGAUCCACUCCUGCAAGGUCCAGGAGGGUUCCUGGGUCUUCUUCGAGCACCCCAACUUCCGCGGCCGCCAGUACCUGCUAGAGAGGGGGGAGUACCGUCGCUACACCGAGUGGGGAGCUCUGCAUGCCACCGUGGGCUCCAUCCGUCGCAUCAUAGCCACUGGCGAGAGAUGA